This is a messenger RNA of Epinephelus moara (kelp grouper), 5649 nucleotides long. RefSeq names its product ALX homeobox 4b (gene alx4b). NCBI's taxonomy places the organism in Eukaryota, Metazoa, Chordata, Actinopteri, Perciformes, Serranidae. Bases 330 to 1433 code for a protein of 367 amino acids. Gene Ontology annotation, molecular function: DNA-binding transcription activator activity, RNA polymerase II-specific; RNA polymerase II transcription regulatory region sequence-specific DNA binding. The record is from RefSeq and is a predicted model, not a curated record. Gene Ontology annotation, biological process: regulation of transcription by RNA polymerase II. The transcript is spliced from 4 exons.
UGAAGGUCGGAGUGCUGGGAGUGUGUGUGUUAGUGUGUGUGUGUCAGAUGCACUGUAGGCUACUGAGGCGGCAUCAGCUUGAGCAAGGCAUUUCUCUUUACCCCGACAAACCUUCAGGGGGCUUUUAGCAUUUGUUCAGUCUGCAGUCUCUGGAAAACAUCUGAUUCAUUUUUUAACCAGUCCCAGAUGCGGCAGCGUGAGAGUGUGUGUGCAUGAGCGCGUCAGUGUGAGUUUGUCAGUGCAUGAGAAUUUGGGGAGAAUAUCUGCUGUCUAGAGAAGGGGAGGGAAAGAAGAACCGUGUGGAUUUUUUUUAAUAUAACUUUUUAGGUAUGAACGCAGCGUGCGUCUCAUACUGCGAUAUGACAUCGAUGGAUUCAUAUUAUAGCACUUCUACUGCGCAAGGUAGGGAUCACCAGGCGAACCCGUUCAGGACUUUCCCGACCACUGAAGCCAAAUACAGCCCCACGUUCAUUCCGGGUAAAGGGCAGGCUUACGGAGAGAAGUCCCGGAGUCCUUUCCAGCCGGAGUGCCAGUCACUGGAUGGCGCAGAGGAGGGCACCUUCAGCAAAUACCAGCUCUUCAUGCAGCGACCGACCUGCAAAACUCCGCCCGAAGGCGGCAAGCUGCACCCGGACAGCGGACACAACGGGACGCUCAUUGCCUGCUAUGGAAAAGACAACAGCGGCCUGACAGAGUCCGAGUUGCCCCCGAGUGUCGACCCUCCCGGGAUGGAGGGUAGCUACCUGAACCUGAAAGUGCCAGGGGAGAAGGGGCUGAGCGAGCGGCCGGGCUCAGAACUUUCCAGCCCUCUGGACAAAAGUGAAGCAGAGAGCAACAAAGGCAAGAAGAGACGCAAUCGCACCACGUUCACCAGCUACCAGCUGGAGGAGCUGGAGAAGGUUUUCCAGAAGACACACUACCCAGAUGUUUAUGCCCGCGAGCAGCUGGCACUGAGGACGGACCUGACGGAGGCUCGUGUGCAGGUGUGGUUCCAGAAUCGCAGAGCCAAGUGGAGGAAGAGGGAGCGUUAUGGCCAGAUGCAACAGGUCCGGACACACUUCUCUACUGCUUAUGAGCUGCCUCUACUGACUCGGCCUGAGAACUACGCACAGAUCCAGAACCCUUCAUGGAUCGGGAGCAGCAGUGGAGCAUCUCCAGUGCCGGGUUGCGUUGUGCCUUGUGACUCCGUCCCCUCUUGCAUGCCGCCUCACCCUCACGGUCCUGGAGGUGUCUCUGACUUCCUGGGCGUGCCCAGUCCGGGGAGCAGCCACAUGGGACAGACACAUAUGGGCAGCCUUUUUGGAGGUCCCGGGAUGGGCGGGGGAAUCAAUGGCUAUGAUCUCAAUGGCGAUCCAGACCGCAAGUCUUCCAGCAUAGCUGCGCUGCGUAUGAAGGCCAAGGAACACAGUGCAGCCAUCUCUUGGGCUACAUGAUGCCUCGGCCCAGUUCCACCCCGCCCCCAUAAGGCCCUCGACUCUGGAGCAGCCAACAGUGAGCGCUGUGGGGGAGGAGGGAGUUUUUCUGAGAGCACUAACGAUAACACAGGUCAAAUGAACAGGGAGAGACUGUGGAGAUAACAGAAGCCAUUACAGCGGCCAGCGUAACCGAGAUAACAACUGUGGCUGUGACAAUCAGCAGAUGCUCAAAGUGAGAGAAAUACAGAGGUGUGACUCAGAAGAAGAUGUCAUCGAGACGUGUUCAUUCUUGAUUCCUUGAUCUCUCAGGUCUCAUUGAAAUAUGAGGUUUAGUCCUCAAUAAACUGGGUAUCAUUCAUGAUAAUGAAAGGUUUCAGUAAAAUAAGCAAUAUAAUAAAUAUGGUUUACAAAUUGCUUUCAUAGAAUCCAGGAAUUCAGUGCCAAAUCCAGCUUUUUCAUACAGUAUUUUCAUUUACAGAGGCUUGAUUCACGUUUUUACUUCCUUAGUUUUUUACACCGCCCAUCCCACCACACUCAUUUUAUGUGUCUUACUUUGGACAUGUCUCUUAUUCCAUAUACAUGAGUUCAAGUACAUAUCUAAACAUUCAGUAUUUGCAUUUUAAAAGCCAUGUAAAAAAAAAAACAAGGCCAAGCUUAGAUGGAUUUUCUGUCACUUACAAAGCAUCCGUUAAAGUAUAGGUUCCCAACCUGGGGGUCCCAGCCCCCCUAGGGGUCACCAAAGCUUCAGGGGGGGUCGCUAGCCCUUCCUGUUUUUAAAGGGUGUAAGAAAACUUAAAAGAUAAAGUAAAUAACAUCUCAGCAUUACAUUUAUUUCUGUGACAAAAACUAAAUUAAGUUGUAUAUUUAAAGCUCAGAUUAUCAUUUGAGAUAUAUACUUCUCACAAAAUCUUACAGGAUAAGGGACCUGAACACAAGCUAUAUUCACAGAGCCUUAACUGUCUGCCAAACAGCCUGCUCCUGCAUUUGAAAGUAUGCAGUUCGAAUAGAUGUAUGGCUAAGCAUCAGGGAGAAGAAAACACUUCAACACUUAAAAAAGAAGUCUAUUAAGUAUGUAAGAUUGUUAAAAAUGAAAAUAAAAAACACAAUUCAGAGAAUCGUAAAAAAACAAAGUAUAAAAAUGCCAGAAAAUUAAUUUCUGAUGCAACAUUCACAGGAAAUAAUCCGCUCAAAACUCAUCAUAAUCAGGUUUUUUUUUACACAAACUUCCUCCAGUUAUUGUGUUCACAGUUUAAGUUAAUUGUACAGUUUUUGUUAUCCAUUGAAUAUAAUAUAAAAUAUCUAUAAAAUAUCGGGUUCACGUCAGGUUUGUCAUUUAACUCAAAGAUAGAAAAGGGGUCCCUUAAGUAAAAAGGUUGGGAACCACAGCUUUAAAGCAAACAAUCAAAGAAAACAAUUUUUUGGAAGCCUGCGGUGGGUAGUUUAUGUCCCUGCAAAGAAGGACAGAGGUUGAAUGCAAUAAGCGAACAGAGUCUAAUUGAGCGAGAGCAGACAUGGGCCUGUGCCAAUUUAUUCUGGGAGGAGGGCAGGCCUUGGAUUGGCAGCAAUUUCAAACCAACGUGUCAUUUCCUCCCCCAGGGCUGCCUCCACAGGUUCCCCUGCUAGGCACAGGCCUCAGGUUACAGGAAACACCGUCUCAACCGGCAGACAAGGCGCAGCAACGCACAGCAGCAGCCUUCAACACCAACUAGCCACGCCAGCUUCAAUCAGCAACCACCGGGAAUAGACACACUUAAUUAGCUUCAAAGUGAGCCGUCCUGCCCUGCGAACACCGUAGCACAUCACAGCGUACACGGCGAGGACAUGCUGCACACACAGUUCCACACGCUGUAAUAAUCAAUUCGUCGUCAGACGUGGGCUCAGCAGAGAUGACUCUUGGAGUUUGUAGCUCGCUCACACAAUCCGCCACAUGCCAGAGACUGCAGGCCAAAUCAGUGGCCCCAAUCGUCCCGAAGAGCAUUCUGUAAUGUUUAGGUAAUGUGAUGACUUUAGAGCUGGACUGCAGGAAUGUGGUGAAUAUGUCCAGUGAUUGCAGGGGUGUCUCUGUGUGUUGCCCCGCCGGAAUAAGCUUGUCACCAGAGCUGGGCUGCAGGCUGAGGCUAGAGACAGGCUUCAUUAGUCUUUUGGCUGAUCUCUCUGUGACGCCCGCUGGGCUACAUAUCCGUUUUCUUUCCCCGGUGAGGAUGAUGGCAGGAGAGUCUGUUUCUGCUCCUCAUAGCUGGUUGAUCAUUGUAACAUAUGAGUGCCCGUUAAAGUCCUCCAUCUUGAGAGUAAGACUAAAACUUAUGACUGUUUUCAGUAUUGAUUUAUUUUCUCGAUUGUCGAUUGUUCAGUCUCUAAAAUCAGGCCUUUCAAGAUAUUGCGAUUACACAAUCAGCACGAUACACAAAUUAAACCAAUCCCCAUGAGUUCUGUGUGACCUUGCAAUUUCGUCAAAUCAUUUUUUUCGCAAAUUUGACCAGUUUUCAUAGUUUCUUGUGAGUUUCACCAAUCAUAGCAGUCUUCACAUGUCACCAAACUCACUUCCUUGGUUUUUGGUGUGAAGAUGCUGACAUGUGACAUGAACGUUUCUCAUUUGGAGGUAAACUGUUUUGCCCUGUGUGCAGCAUUGUGGUGGAACAUGAACAACAUCAAUUGACAAAUACUUUUUUACUGCAAAAAACACACCCAGAGAAUGACUGAAAUGCUUUGACAAGAGACUAGAUUAACUAUGCAGAGUUAGUGGUGACGUUAGUGUAGUAUGAAUUGCAAAUUUAGAACAGUGGGUUUUAUUCUGAGUUUUAAUAAAUUAUACAGCUGUUUUUGCAGUUUUCACUUGCUCCACCCAUUUCAUCACGAAAAAAAAAAGCCUAAAAACAUCACCACAUGCAUUGGAGCGUUUCAGAGCGCAACAAUCCCCUCCCAAAAAAGCACAAGAAAACCUGGAGGGACUGUAAAGUGCCAGAAAACUGUGAAAAAUCACAAUCCUGAUCUUUUAAAACCCAAAUGUUACUUCUUCAAGUGUCAUAUAUUCAGUUUACUAUCAUAUAAGAUAAAAAAGCAGCAGAGUCAAAGGCUAGAACCAGAGAACAUUUGUCAUUUCUGCUUGAAAAAUUAUUUGAAAUUAUUAUAAACAUAGCCGUGGAUUAUUUUUCUGUCGACCCAUCAUUGCAGCUCCACAGUUCCUGCUUUUAAUUGUAGAAAUGACUUGCAAAUCUGUAAUUUUUUCCAUAUGAAAGAAAAAACAAUUUGAAAUUCCUAAUAUCAUCCACUGACAAAACAGAUUGUUGUUGCCUUAAAACCAAGCCCUUUCAUGUCAGCAGCGAAUAAACGAGGUGACAACAUGAUGAUUACUUUGACAUGACUGCUCAUGCUGUGAAUAUAUUCUACACAGUGGGUUCAUUGGAAUCGAAUAAAAAGACAAAAGGCCUCUAAAAUAAAGCCAUGACUCUCCGUCCAAUAAAGAUUUUGAAUGAGUAUAGUCUUUGUUCGAUGGGAGUGAUAAUAAUCAAACACAUUAUAAAAACAGUAUGCGAUCAAAUUAAAUUAUUACAUGACUUUUUUGUGUGACUGAAUUCCUACUUUGUUGAGUGUGUCUUCCCGCUGGUCCUCCCUCAGUGCUCCACUCCUCUGCAGCUCCGUCCAUGUUGAUACUACUGAAAUAAAGCAAUUGAGAUCCAUAGUUAUAAUGUCGUAUUGUGUGAAUGUGGGCAAUAUUAAUGAUAUUGUUCUUUUGCUUGUACAUUUGUUUCGCUUAUUUUGUCAAAUAAUGGACCUCCAGAGAUAAACCAUUGAAGUAUUACAAUAAUAUUGCCAAGAAAUGUAAAAUUAUGUUUUGUGUGUGUUAUUCUGAAGAGUUGCUCUGGACUUUACCGAGGUUGAAAUUGCUUUCUAAUUUUCUUAUGGCUUUAAGCAGCUUUUUUUUGUAUAUUAAUCAAGUAUUUCUACUUCUGAUUGUGACGUUAUAUAAUGUGCCAUUGCAAUAAGUUAUUGCACUUACAGUGUUGGAGAAGUUUUUAUUUUUGACUUAUACUGGGACAGUGGCCUCUUUGCUAAAGCCAGAGGCGUGUGGUUUUGUGUCCCAACAGUCAAAAACUGUCUCCUAAGCCCGUCCAUAUUUAGCACCAUGAACAGCAUCACUGACAUCUGUUUAAAGUGCCUGACAUUUGUUUGUACAGAAGUAACUUGCUGUUUCUGUUGAUGAUGGUUUUGAAGUGAUUUUGAAAUAAAUGAGUCU